AACAGGUGAGACAGAUUGGGCUAAUGAGCCAGGGUGAGUCAGACAGAACGAUAUGAUAACAACAAACACUCGACAAACUUUCAGAGGAAUUUAAAUUAUUUAAAUGUCAUUCGAAAGCAUUUCACAGUUGGCUCGGUGCCUAUAGUAGCGCCACCCGCAGGCCCGUAAACGACGCUGAAUUAUAGGGUUGGCCACGAAAUGCACAUAACAAAAGUGUUUCCUGUGAGUGGGACCGCUUUCUUUGUCAACCCCACAGGACUCUUCUCCGCAAUCCACUCGUAAUUAUUGUGGUAAAAACGUAGCGGAGCUGCUACAAGCCAUGAUUCCACACAUUUUGUCGUCCUCCGCCGUAGUUUUCCGCAACAAAGGGAUUUUAAACGGAGCUGCAAAACGUUUACGCGGACCGUGGUUUUGCCGGAGCAAAGUUCCAGCAGCAGCUUCUCGUCACAUCCAUGUGGACUACCCUCCCAUCAUCCCCAGUCUCACCACCAGUUAUGCCCACGGCACCUCGUCCACGACCCUGCUUCACACCACGGUAGCAGAGUCUCUCCUGAGGACUGUGGAGAAGGUUCCAGACCGAGAGGCGGCAGUAUUUGUGCACGACGGUAUCUCCAAGACCUUUGCUCAGCUGCAGCACGAUGUGGAUCAGGUUGCAGCUGGACUGCUUGCCAUUGGCUUGAAGACGGGUGACAGGCUUGGAAUGUGGGGACCCAACACUUACGAAUGGCUGCUGAUGCAGUUUGCAACAGCCAAAGCAGGCAUCAUACUGGUGGCUGUGAACCCAGCGUACCAGCUGCUGGAGGUGGAGUUUGCACUGCGCAAGGUGGGCUGUAAGGCUGUUGUGUGUCCAACACAGUUCAGGACUCAAAAGUACUGUGAGAUGCUACGAAAACUCUGUCCAGAGAUUGAGACAUCAAGUCCAAUGGACAUCAAGAGUGCCAGGCUUCCAGAUCUGCGCACUGUGGUUGUUCUGGACAGCCGACAGCCAGGAAUGCUCCAUUUUGACGACGUAGUUCAGGCGGGCAGCAGCGAGUUCAUGCAACAGCUGCAGGCUCUGCAGAGGAAGCUCUCAUUUGACGACCCAAUAAACAUCCAGUUCACUUCUGGUACAACUGGGUACCCAAAGGGUGCCACCUUGUCUCACCACAACAUUGUCAACAACGCUUACUUUGUGGGCAAAAGAAUGGGCUACAGCUGGAGGCCUCAGCCUCGUAUCUGUCUGCCUGUGCCGAUGUACCAUUGCUUUGGCUCAGUGGGUGGUGGCCUCUGCAUGGCCGUCCAUGGCAUCAGCCUGGUCUAUCCUUCACCUGGUUACGACGGGAAAGCCAACUUAGCAGCUAUGGAGAGUGAACGGUAAAAAUCCAGAUGGAUUGGUGUUGACUCAUGAAUCACAAAUGUUUAAACCAGGGGUAUCAAACUCAAUUUCACAGUGGAAAAUUAAAAACUGGGAUAAAGUCAUGGGCCAAACUCAAUAUUUAUUG
Cynoglossus semilaevis (tongue sole) is the source of this 1481-nucleotide messenger RNA. RefSeq names its product acyl-CoA synthetase family member 2, mitochondrial-like. The transcript has 8 exons. Lineage: Eukaryota; Metazoa; Chordata; Actinopteri; Pleuronectiformes; Cynoglossidae. Gene Ontology annotation, molecular function: medium-chain fatty acid-CoA ligase activity. The record is from RefSeq and is a predicted model, not a curated record. Gene Ontology annotation, biological process: fatty acid metabolic process. The coding region runs from base 320 to 1357 and encodes 345 amino acids.